Pochonia chlamydosporia 170 is the source of this 8022-nucleotide messenger RNA. Its product is annotated as translational activator GCN1. Gene Ontology annotation, cellular component: cytosol. Gene Ontology annotation, molecular function: protein kinase regulator activity. NCBI's taxonomy places the organism in Eukaryota, Fungi, Ascomycota, Sordariomycetes, Hypocreales, Clavicipitaceae. The record is from RefSeq and is a predicted model, not a curated record. Gene Ontology annotation, biological process: cellular response to amino acid starvation; regulation of translation. The transcript is spliced from 4 exons. Bases 1 to 8022 code for a protein of 2673 amino acids.
AUGUCUGAAUCGUUGGACAAUGCCCAUGGCUCUUCCGCAGCCGCUUCUGGUCUCGACUUAGUUGCGAUUGACCAAGCUCUGAGCUCUUCCUCCACCUCGAUUCGAAUCGCCAAGCUCCAUCAUGUUGACGACACAAUUCGGCACAAGGAAUGCGACGCCUCGAUUGUUCCUGAUAUUUUGAGGCUGCUCUUUUCAACCCAUCCAUUCUACCGAGACCGAGAAUCGAGGCUUGCCGUUCAAAAAUGCUUGAUAAGCAUUAUUAAAGCUGGAGCCAGCGCCAAGGCCCUUGCUUCCGCCGUUAAGCUUAUGCGCCAGGAGAUUCAGAAGCCUGGAAUUGCGAUAUCCAAUGCCUUCGUUAUUGUUGAAUGGUGCAGCUUGUUCAUGCAGCAUGUUUCGCCGGAUACUUGGGAGCAGCUCGGCAACGAGAUUCUACUCACCGACGCAGAUGCAGUUGAGAAAUGUUUGCAAUCGGGCUCCAAGAGUGGCAUGACUCGAUCAGCAACCAUCGUAACAAGACGUGGUUUUCGCAGCCUGUUUUCUUCCACAGAUACCCGAGAAAAGUUCCUAACCGCGGCCGUGACAACACUCACAACCAAAGGUGCUCAGCCAACAGCUAGACAUGCCGUUGUAUUGGGCAUCAUUGCCGGUGUAUGCUCUCGACAGGCGCCAUUACGGCCGGUCUUGACAAACUUGAAACCAAAAUACUACGAGUUUUACUCUCGGGAGAUCGUAGGGUCACGAACCACCCUGUCGGAACACAUAGCUUCGGGUCUCGGCGAUUUCUUCGUCAGUUUCACCACCCUCGAAGAUGUCGAAAAAGAUUUGGUUCCAGCCAUUGAAAAGGGUUUAUUGCGUGCCCCGGAAGUUGUCUUGGGCGGCGUCUUAAAGCCGCUGGUCUCUUCGCUGCCUGCCGAUAUUGACUUAUCAAAGACUCUUGAUGCUAAGCUAUUGAAGCCGCUAUUAUCCAAUAUCAAAUCGAGUAAUCCAGCAAUUCGCGGCGGCGCUAUUAUUGCCUUCCGCGCAAUUGUGGAAAAAUGCUCUGACCUCAAAACACUAGAUCAUGUUGUCGACGAAAUCGCCAACCCCCUGGCUUCUGGCAAGCUCCCUGCUGCUGAACAGAAAAUACUGCAUUCCGAGAUGCUGGAAUCUAUGCCUUUGUCAUCGCAAAGUACUACAAAAGUCCUUACAGCUUUGUCGACCAUCUCUUCAAAGGAAGGAAACGAAGCUGCUCUUGCUGCCGAAACUUCUGCACUCGCCCGCGCUGCAAUCUUGGCCCUCACAGAAGGCAGCGACCUCCCCAAACCAGCCAUUGACACUGUUGUAAAAGGACUGGCAGACAAGAAACCUGGUUCCAGGAGAAUAUGGUUGCUACGUGCAGGCAGCAUCCUGCAUGCGCUUGGUUCUGCUAGCGCGACUCCCGGCCUGACUGCAUUUGUUGAUGGAGUCACCCCUAAGCUUAUUGCAAAUUUCCAGGAAGUCACAUCAAACGCUGCAGCAUCAGCACAAAGCGGACUUGUUGUUGGGGCAUAUAUUCUUACAGCGCUGAAUCCUGUACUGUGUGGGCAAUUCCCUGACUCGGCGAUCAGCUCAUCGCUGGCUAAGGCGUCCAUCUCAAACCAGGCCUUGUCUUUGGUCGCAAAGCAAUCUUUUCUGUUAAACUAUAGGGUUUAUGGCAAACUCAGUGUCGAGGAAGACUUGCAAUGGCUGUCCAGGGCACUGACUUCAGUGGCUCAGGGCCUCAAUGAUGACUCUGAUGACGACGUUACUCUAGCAUGGGCAGAGGCUUUCAUCUAUCUGAUUACAACGCCGUCCAUUCCGCCAAAGGUGCAACAGGAAGCAAUCAAAUCCCUCUCCAAAUUAUACAUCGACCGAGCCGACGUAAUCUGUCAGUUUGUUGUUGACGGUUUAUGGAACAACUUCACCCUUGACGAAGCCAAAGAGAAAGAUUUGAAGAUUAAUAAAUCCAAUCUUAUCCAUGUUUUAAGGUCAAUAUGUCUGGAUCCCAGCGAGCUCACACACCUCGGCGGAGUUGUAUCUCAAGAGCAAUUGGAGUCCCAAGCCUGUUCCAUCCUAGUCCUAGCGAGACCAGAGCUCAUUCCUCGGUCCAGCUGGAUUGACUUAUGUCUGCGCAUGGGCAUAGAUCCCGGUGCUCUUGCCAAGAAGCAUACAAAUGAACUUCUCGGCGAAAUUGGCCAACGGUCCGCAAUUGACCAAAACGUUGAUGCCAUCAAACAAGCUGCUUACAAUGCGGCUGCCGAAUUGGCGUUUGUUGCCCCAGAAGUCAUAAUUCCUCGCCUCAUGGAACUAAUUAGUCGCGAUCUUGACCCUAAGCAGCUGCAUGACAUUGGCCCUGUCGAAGCAGCCAUUUAUCGAACCCCAGAGGGAACCUGUUUUGUUGACGUUCUAGCAAAGAAAACACAGAAUGUUGUCCCCAACAAAAAUACCAAAGACUACGACAUAUUAAAAUGGGAAGAGGAGCUGAGAAGCCAGCUUGAACAAAAGAAAGGCCAGCAACGAAAACUUACUGCGGAAGAGAAUGCUAAAGUAAGCGCGCAACUUAAAAAAGAAUCUGGCAUCAGAAUUUCUAUCCGGGGAAUCGAGGCCAAGUUAUUACGUGGCAUUGGAAUUAUCAAGUCCCUCGCCAACGGCCCACCUACUGAUGCCACACUUUGGCUAUCUUUUUCCGUUGGUCUUAUUCUAGAUGCCAUUGAUGCGGGAGCUGGUCUUAUCAUUGGUGACAUUGCCCCGUUGGCGUAUGUUGUCUGUUCAGAAAAGGUCUCAUCGAGAUUGGGGGCUAUACGACAAUUUAUCGGUGUUGCAACGCUCCGGUUACGAGGUAUUACCUUGUCCGAAAAUUAUGAUGAGGAAAAACUGGAGGAUCUUGUUACCCGUGUUUUGUACCGUCUCCGAUUUGCAGGUGAGCAGCGUCCAUUUGAUGCUGUUUCCCUCAUUUACAUUUUGCCCCUGGUACUGGACGUUCUCCGAAAAGGUGGUGUUGGAGAAGACGCCGAUGAUCGAGAUGCCCAACUAGUUUUGGCGGCCGAAUUUCUCUCCUUCCAUACCGACGUUUUCUCUGAUGACGCAGUCCCACGAACCGAGCUUCUCGCUGUGCUCAUCCAAUCCAUGCUACAAUAUGCUCAGCAUUACAAGCUGAUCAAGGACUGUUUCGCGGACAUGUGUCGAUGCAUCGCACCCAACAUGACUCAGCCAGAGAUGCAGGUGCUAGCCAAAGGUGCCAUUGUGUCGCAAUCAAGUGUCAGAACGAGCGUCUUACAGUCCAUUAGCUCUGAAGUUGACAUGAGUGAACUCAAAUACUCCGACGAGAUUUGGCUGGCAUGUCAUGAUGACGAGCAAGAAAAUCGGGAGCUUGGAGCAGAGAUAUGGGAGGAGAGUGGAUUCGCCGUUGACGCUAAUGUCUCUCUGCGUAUGAUUCCAUUUUUGGAUAAUAAAGACCCCCAACUCCGCCGGGCGGCUGCUAGAUCACUGGCUGAAGCUGCACAAAGGCAUAAGGAGACCUUGAGUGAUGUGAUUCCCCGACUACAGUCUCUGUAUAUCGAACUAGCGAAGCCCAAGGUCCAACAGCUAGACGAAUACGGGAUGCCAAAGAAGAUGGACUUGUCUGAUCCAUGGGAGUCUAGGCAAGGUAUCGCCUCUGCGUUCAAGGAGCUCACACCUGUACUGAACAGACAACAAAUCGACGAACUUUUCAAUUUCCUUAUUGAAUCCGGACCGCUUGGCGACAAGAGCGAUAAUGUUAGGAGGGAAAUGCUGGAUGCUGCGAUUGCCGCAACUGAAGUUCACGGCAAGAGCAUGAUUGACGAAUUGAUGAAGAAGUUUGAGCAUACUUUGGAGCAGCCAGACAAGAACAGCACUGCAGCUGACCGCGUCAAUGAAGCCGUCAUUAUCAUGUAUGGUGCUUUGGCCAGGCAUUUGGCCCCUGGGGACUCCAAGAUCCCAAUUGUCAUCGAGCGCCUCCUCGCAACCCUCAGCACUCCAUCCGAGACUGUGCAGUUCGCCAUUGCGGAGUGUCUUCCCCCUCUGGUCAGAGUCUGCUCGGAUAAAUCUUCCAAGUAUUUUGACCAGGUGCUUGAGGAGCUGCUCAACUCCAAAAAGUAUGCCAGUCAGCGUGGUGCUGCAUACGGUCUUGCUGGCCUUGUCCUCGGUAGAGGCAUAUCCUCGCUGCGCGAGUACCGUAUCAUUUCCACUCUCAAGAGUGCCAUGGAAAAUAAGAAGGAAGCUCACCAGCGUGAAGCUUCUCUGUUGGCUUUCGAACUCCUCUCAACAGUCCUCGGUCGUAUAUUCGAGCCUUACGUCAUUCAAAUUGUUCCCCAGCUCCUCAGCGGCUUUGGUGACAGUAAUGCCGAUGUACGCGAUGCCUGUCUGGCUGCCGCCAAGGCUUGUUUUGGUCAUUUAAGCUCUUAUGGUGUCAAGCAGAUUAUGCCUACACUUCUUGACGGCUUGGAUGACCAACAAUGGCGAAGCAAGCGUGGAGCGUGCGACUUGCUCGGUGCAAUGGCGUAUCUUGACCCCAACCAGCUGGCAAAUAGCCUGCCGGAAAUCAUCCCUCCUCUGACAGGUGUCUUGAACGACAGCCACAAGGAAGUCCGAGCUGCUGCCAACCGAAGUCUGAAGCGAUUUGGUGAAGUCAUCACGAACCCUGAAAUUAAGAGCCUUGUUGAUGUUCUCCUCAAGGCACUUAGUGAUGCCACAAAGUAUACCGACGAUGCACUGGACUCCCUGAUCAAAGUACAGUUCGUGCAUUAUCUCGAUGCGCCAUCUUUGGCACUUGUCACGCGUAUUCUUCAGCGUGGCCUGGCCGAUCGCUCUAAUACCAAGAGAAAGGCUGCUCAGGUCAUUGGCAGUCUGGCACACUUGACUGAAAAGAAGGACAUCAUUACACAUCUUCCCAUUCUCAUUGCAGGUCUUAAGAUUGCCGCCGUGGAUCCGGUCCCAACAACCCGUGCCACUGCCUCUCGAGCAUUGGGUUCACUUGUCGAGAAACUUGGCGAGGAUGCUAUGCCAGAUCUGAUCCCUGGUUUGAUGGAAACUCUGAAGUCUGACACCGGAGCUGGAGACCGCCUUGGAUCAGCUCAGGCUCUCAGUGAAGUUCUUGCCGGUUUGGGCACAGGCAGACUCGAGGAGACUCUGCCAACCAUUCUUCAAAACGUCGACUCCUCAAAGGCAGCAGUUCGGGAAGGUUUCAUGUCACUCUUUAUUUUCCUUCCUGUAUGCUUCGGAAACAGUUUUUCAAACUAUCUUGGGCGCAUUGUUCCACCUAUCUUGGCUGGAUUGGCUGACGACGUUGAAUCAAUACGCGAAACUGCGCUUCGAGCCGGACGACUUCUUGUUAAAAACUUUGCCGUUCGCGCAGUUGACCUGUUACUGCCCGAACUUGAGCGAGGUCUGGCGGACGACAGCUACAGGAUCCGUCUCAGCUCUGUUGAGCUGGUUGGUGAUCUUUUGUUCAACCUUACCGGUGUCAAGGCCAAUGAAGAAGGAGAAGAGGAGGACAUGGAAGCGGUCAAAGAAGCAGGAGCUUCCCUCAAGGAAGUUCUUGGAGAGGAGAAACGCAACAAGAUCUUGUCUGCGUUGUAUGUCUGCCGUUGUGACACUGCCGGCGCUGUGCGAACAGCUGCUGUCGCUGUCUGGAAAGUUCUGGUGCACAGUCCCAGAAUUCUCAAGGAAUUGGUGCCCACUCUCACUCAGCUCCUUAUCAGAAGACUGGGUAGCUCCAAUAUGGAACACAAAGUCAUUGCCAGCAAUGCACUUGGAGAGCUUAUUCGUAAGGCUGGAGACGGAGUACUCUCGAGUCUGCUGCCCACGUUGGAGGAAGGCUUGCAAACAUCGACAGAUUCAGAUGCAAAGCAAGGUAUUUGCUUGGCUCUCCGAGAACUUAUUUCCUCUGCCUCUCCUGAAGCUAUGGAAGACCACGAAAAGACACUUAUUUCUGUGGUCCGCACUGCCCUCACUGAUUCGGACGAAGAGGUCAGAGAAGCAGCAGCGGAAGCAUUCGACUCCCUGCAGCAGAUUCUUGGCAAGAGGGCAGUUGAUCAAGUCCUGCCAUUCCUCCUUAACCUUCUGCGAUCUGAAGAUGACGCGGAGAAUGCCUUGUCUGCGCUUUUGACGUUGUUGACGGAAACUACUCGUUCCAACAUCAUUUUGCCGAACCUAAUUCCCACUCUUACCACGCCUCCAAUUUCAGCGUUCGAUGCCAAGGCAUUGGCGUCUCUGUCAAAGGUUGCUGGUGCCGCCAUGAAUCGUCGGCUGCCAGGCAUUAUCAACUCUCUAUUGGAUAAUGAAAUCAAUUGCACAGAAGAGGGCCUUCGCGCUGAUUUGGAAAGCUCGUUCGACACUGUGAUCCAAUCUAUUGACGAGUACGACGGUUUGAACACAGUCAUGAAUGUGCUUUUGGGUCUUAUCAAGCACGAGGAUCAUCGACGAAGAGCGGCCACGGCACGCCACAUGGGCAGCUUUUUUGCCGCCAACGCUGUCGACUAUUCUCGGUACAAUCAAGACAUCAUUCGGUCUCUUCUCAAUGCCUUUGAUGACAGCGACUCCGAAGUUGUCAAGUCCUCAUGGGCAGCCCUCAGCGAAUUUACCAAGAAGCUCAAGAAGGAAGAAAUGGAGUCUCUUGUCGUGUCUACCAGACAAACACUACUCCGGGUCGGUGUUGCUGGCGCCAAUCUUCGCGGCUUCGAGUUGCCCAAGGGUAUCAAUGCUAUUCUGCCCAUUUUCCUGCAAGGAUUGAUGAAUGGCACUGCCGACCAGAGAGCUCAGGCAGCGCUUGGUAUCUCAGACAUUGUCGACAGAACAAGCGAAGCUGCUCUUAAGCCUUUCGUGACACAAAUCACAGGUCCUCUUAUUCGUGUUGUGUCUGAGCGUGCUAUAGAGGUCAGGGCUGCUAUUCUGCUGACUCUCAACAGCUUGUUGGACAAGAUGCCUACAGCACUGAAACCAUUUUUGCCACAGCUGCAGCGAACAUUUGCCAAAUCUCUCGCAGAUACUUCUAGUGAUGUUUUGAGAAGCAGGGCAGCCAAGGCAUUGGGCACUUUGAUAAAAUAUACCCCUCGCAUCGAUCCAUUGAUCGCUGAACUGGUCGCUGGGUCCAAGACUGCGGAUCCUGGUGUCAAGACUGCUAUGCUCAAGGCGCUGUAUGAAGUUAUCAGCCGAGCCGGCGCAAACAUGGGCGACGCGUCCAGGACUGCUGUCUUGUCUCUUAUUGACAUGGACACUGAUGAGCGAGAUGAGGCCAUGACCGUUACGAACGCCAAGCUGUUGGGUGCUCUGAUCAAGAAUGUACCGGAAGAAGCCGCAAUGCCCCUGCUGAAGAAUCGAGUGAUUACGUCUCAUUUCAGCAACUCUUCCGUGUUAGCAUUGAACUCCGUGCUCGUUGAGUCCCCGGAUAUUCUUUUGCAGACCGCAGUCGCAGAUGAGUUGCCCGAACUCCUCUGCCAGGGCAUCGCCAGCAAGAAUACAUUUGUGGCCGACAAUGUGAUUCUUGCCACUGGAAAGGUCUUACUUUCGUCGCCUCCCAAGAGCUUUGACAGUCUCAAGACAAUAUUUGAAACCCUGGCCGACAUCAUCCAGCCCGGCAAACCUACUGACUCUAGACGGCUAGCCCUUGUGGUUGUGCGUACACUCAGUCGAACAAACAUGGAUAUGGUUCGACCUCACGUGGCUCUACUGGCAGCGCCUAUUUUCGCCAGUGUUCGAGACCCCGUCAUCCCCGUGAAACUGGCUGCCGAGGCGGCAUUCGUGGAGCUUUUCAACGUUGUUGAUGAGGAAAGUAAGGUGUUUGAUAAGUUCAUGGCAGGCCCUGGAUCUGAUUUGCCGGCCAAUACAAAGAGAAGCAUGACGGACUAUUUCAAGAGAGUGGCUAUGAGAUUAGGUGCUCAGGCUAGGGAGAGGAGAGAGGCUGAGGGUGGCCAAGGUGGGCUGGGUCUAUCUAACGAUGAGCAAGAAGACGAGAACGAGAUUUGGAGUGUUGGGAAGCUUGAAGUUGCUGGAGAAACAUUUGCAUGA